AUGGAAAAUGAACUUGGUACGAUGCAAAAACCCCCGAAGUUGAUGAACAUUGACGAGUAUUCUGGGUGGUCAGGGAGGUUUAAAACUUGGGUGCAAGCAAACCAUUUCGAGUGUUGGAGGAAGAUCGAGUCAAAGUAUGUACCUCCAAUGAAUGCUUCGGGAAUUGAGAAAGCACUCCAUCAGUUUACUCCGCUUGAACAGGACAACUUCAAAGCUGAAAAGAAAAUGAUGAGUAUCUUGCAGCAAGCUAUCAAAGAGGAUAUUCUAGUUCUGCUACAACAUCAAGAUAACUCGCAGUCAGUAUGGAAUGCAUUGAAGAUAAAGUUUCUUGGAAGUGUUUCAAUGAUAAAAAGCAAAACAACAUUGCUUAAGAAAGAAUUUGAUAUGUUUACGGGUAUGAAGGUUGAAACAACAAAUCAGUUGAUUGAAAGAUAUUGUCAUUUGGUUGUUGAAAUGAAGCGUUUGAGCAUUGAGAAAACAUAUGAAAAAUGGGUUGACAAGCUGGCAGAUGCGUUACCGUAUGAUGAGUGGGGCACUUAUUUGUUGGUGUUGAAAAACAAUCAGGAAUAUAUUGGAUUAAAUCUAAGCUCAUUCAUCGAGAAAAUAGAAUCACAUGAGCUUGAGUUGAAAAAGAUAAGAAAAAUGAAAGCUUCAACUGUACAACAAGAUGUCUCAUUGUACUACAAAGGAAGCUCGUCAGUAACAUCUAACCUGAGUCCAAAAAUUCAAACAACAUUUAGUGCUGAUUCUACAUCACCAAGCACACCAAGCAACAAUCAUUCACUGUUUGCAAGUUUUGAACCAAAUACUAAGGUUCAAAGUUCACCAGAUCAAGCUUAUACCCAAAGUUCGUCAGGAUCAAACAGUCAAAGUCAAGGUCCAGGAAUUCUGUGCAACAUAGCGGUGAACAUCAAGAAUGGGCAAGAGUUUACUGAAUCUACAGCAAAACAGCAUAUUUCACUACUUGCAUCAGUUCUUGAAUCAUAUGAGAGUCUUCUUGCUGGUAGAAUUGGAAACCCUGAUAUGACAAAGGAAGACUAUGAUCAAAUUGAUCCAGAAGAGCUGGAAUUGAUAGAUAUUAAAUGGGGAAUGGCAAGCUUGGUGAGACAAGCAAUCUAUCACAAGACUAGUCAACAACCAUUCAACCAAAGACCUCAAAUUGAAAACAAACCUGAAAAAGCUCUUUUAGUCAAUCAGGAUGAUGAGAAGGUUGCAGAAGGGUUUAGUUGGGAUAAAUAUAGUCUGGGUGAUGGUUUGGCUAUGAUGGCAGAGAUUGUGGAAGAGCCAGAAUGUGGUGUUGAAACUGAAGAUGUCAGUGAAGUCAUGAUUGAAGAGAGUUUGGCUGAUCUUGAAGAAGCAGCUGCAGAAGUUUAUUACUAUCAAUCUAAACAGGAGAUUAUUGCUAGUUCUCUUAAAUCAAUAAUGCCUCCUAACAUGUUUGAUUCUUUUGCAGGAUUCUUCAGUGAGCCAACCACUGGUUUCUGUCCACAAUACAAUGUUGAGAAAGUUCCAGUUGAAGAAAUCAUAGACGUUUCCAAAGAAAUGAAUGAAGAGACUCUAAAAGAGAUUGCUGACAAGGCGUUGAUGGGCAAGCUAAAAAAGGUAGAAAUAGAAUCUGUUGAAACGGAGCCUGUCGAAACAGAGUCAGUUGAAAAUGUGUCUGUCAAAACAGAGUCAGUUGGAAAGAAGUCUGACGAGAAAUCAGAAUAUGAGGAGAUCAAACCUGGAGAAAACUCAGAGUCAGAGUCAGAUGGGUUUGGUAAAACGGAUCUUAAAAAUGAUAAAGAAGAAAAGGUUUCUGAAAAGGUUGAUUCAAUUCAUGAAAUUCCAUACAAAAACUGCUUAACACCAUGCAUGGAUUGUUAUGACACUUUAGCACGUUCGAUCAAAAUGAUUCAAAACGAAAGUUUUGAAAAUGAUAAAGCUACAAAUUUGUUAAAAGCAACUGUCAUGGAUAAACAGAUGGAAAUCAACAUUCUUUUGGACAAAAUUGCUUCUUUGAAAAAGGAACUUGAAUUAAUGAGAAUUGAAAAUGAAAGAAUUGAUAAGAAAUUAAUCAAUUAUGUUGCGUCAUCUUAUGUGAUUGAUCAAAUUGUUCCACUACAACCUGAUAAUACACCUGUCUUCAAAAAUGGGGUGGAAGCAGCUUUGAAUCUCAAAUUGAGAACUGUUGAGAAUGAGUUACCUGAAAGCAUUGAUGUUACAUUUUCUCCAUUCGACACUGGCAACAAGUCCCAAGUGAUUAAAACUGUUGUUGACCAAGUGUUAGAUGAAGAAAGUGAUAACUCAGAUUUCGGUACUGUGAAAACUCAGUUGGAAAAUUCCAAUUCUGAUUUUGAAGAUGAGGGUAACUUUUUGGAUAAGUUCAUACCAAAUUCAGAUAAAGUUGUGAAUGAUGAUUCGAUCAUUGUGGUUUACACAAUGACCGGAACUGACAAACUCUAUUCUGAUUUUGAGUAUCCAAUUCAAAAUGCCAGAAUGGAAAAUGUUGAGAAGGUGUUUAAACUUGUUCAGAUUGACAUUUCAGAGGUUAACAACAAUGUGUUUUUAUCCAAACUGAAAAAGUUUUUUGUGAAACAACAACUGAAUAUACCAGGAAAGAAAGAGUGGGUGGGCAAUGGUGGUAAUAACAAGAGAAUUGGAAACAAUUUCAAAAACAAAGGUGUUGGUUUUGAAAAGAAAAUGGCUAAGAAGAAUGUCAAGCCAAAAGAAAAGAUGAGUGAUGUUUUUGUUGCUGGUCCUAGUGUUGAUGCUGAAAAGGAUUAUAUCUUCAGUCAAAAAGCCGUUGACGAUUUCAAUGCAGCUAAAAAGUUGAGAGAAGAGACCAACAGAUAA
This is a messenger RNA of Helianthus annuus (common sunflower), 2835 nucleotides long. RefSeq lists its product as uncharacterized. The transcript has 4 exons. Bases 1 to 2835 code for a protein of 944 amino acids. The record is from RefSeq and is a predicted model, not a curated record. NCBI's taxonomy places the organism in Eukaryota, Viridiplantae, Streptophyta, Magnoliopsida, Asterales, Asteraceae.